This is a messenger RNA of Onychomys torridus (southern grasshopper mouse), 1021 nucleotides long. It is a transcript of the gene Glt6d1, whose product is annotated as glycosyltransferase 6 domain containing 1. Lineage: Eukaryota; Metazoa; Chordata; Mammalia; Rodentia; Cricetidae. The coding region runs from base 1 to 930 and encodes 309 amino acids. Gene Ontology annotation, biological process: carbohydrate metabolic process. The record is from RefSeq and is a predicted model, not a curated record. The transcript has 4 exons. Gene Ontology annotation, molecular function: hexosyltransferase activity. Gene Ontology annotation, cellular component: Golgi apparatus; vesicle; membrane.
AUGAGUGCCAAAAAGAGAAUGCUAAUGUUGAUUUCCUGCCUCUUCCUGCUGCUGAUGGCUAAGGUCUACUUCAGGAACCACCAGGAAGAGGAACUUCUGCUCUCAGAUUGGUUUAACCCCAGGAGACGUAUGGAUGUCAUCACCACCACAGACUGGCUGGCCCCAGUCAUAUGGGAAGGCACCUUUGACAGAGAGGCUCUGGAGAAAUAUUACAGAAAGCAGAACACCACCGUGGGCUUGGCUGUGUUUGCUGUUGGCAGUCUCACUGACCAGUACCUGGACCCGUUCUUGCAAUCAGCUAGAAAGUUCUUCAUGCCUGGCUAUAGGGUGAUCUUCUACGUCAUGGUGGAUAGGCACCUGCAGUUACCUGAAACAGACUACAACCCUCUGCAAUCCUUUCAAAUACACGUGAUAGGUGAGGAGAGGUGGUGGAGCAACUUUGACCUCAUGCGCAUGAAAAUCUUGGCUGAGCACAUCCAGGAGCACAUAAAAUAUGAGGUGGACUUCCUCUUCAUCAUGAGUGCCAACCUGGUCUUCCAGAAUGAGUUUGGGGUGGAGACCCUGAGCACGUCUGUAGCCCAGCUCCAUGGUUGGUGGUAUUUCUGGAAGACAAAGGAUCUUCCCUAUGAGAGGAGACCUAUGUCAGUAGCCUACAUUCCCUUUGGACUAGGGGACUUCUAUUAUGCUGGCACCAUUAUAGGUGGAGUGCCCUUUCAGGUUUUGGACUUCACUCAGGAAUACUUGAAAGGUGUUGUUUGGGAUGCAGAAAAUGGACUUAACAGCACCUAUGAAAAAUACCUCAACAAAUAUUUUUUUCUCAACAAACCCACCAAGCUUCUAUCCCCAGAGUACAGUUGGGACCCCACCUUCAACAUCCCUCGACAAGUAUGGAACAUGAAGAUUGCUCAGUAUCCCACAGACAGCUUAUGAUGUACCAGUGUUUAUGGGCUAAAGAAUAAACCACAGUAGUAGUUCCUUAUAGACAUAGGAUGUCUUUUAAAAAACUCACACUUCAGAGACC